AUGUGCCCCUUGCUGCAGGGUUCGCGAAUCAAGGCAGUGGAUGAGGAUCUGGAUGCAGCAAGACGACAGCGAAAUGUGGCCCUCAGAGGGCUGGAAAGGGCAGAAGCCCUGGCCGCAUACCUGCAGAAGCAGCUGCUGGAAUUGGAAGACAGCAGCAGCGAGAAGGCCAAGCAGGCCAAGAAGGAGCUCAAGGAAGCCGAAACGAAACUAGAGAAGGCCAAGAAAGAGCUCACGGAGGCCGAGCAGAAGUACGAGGCCAAAGCAAGCGUCCAGGCAGGACGAGUGCAGGCCAGGGCUUCUGCGUGUGCAGUUGUUGCUGUUGCCUUUGGUUUGCAGCCUCCCGCAUGGUCGUCGUGCGUUUUUCGUGCUGUCCACCGUUUUUGCUUCUUUGGGGUCAUGCUCUCCUCUCAGCAAGGAUUCCGCUCGUCGUUAAGCUUCACUAUGUUGGCUUGCAGCCCGUCGGGGAGCGGGAGGGGCUCUUGA
Molecule: messenger RNA, 483 nt
Organism: Symbiodinium sp. CCMP2592
Lineage: Eukaryota; Dinophyceae; Suessiales; Symbiodiniaceae
Source: the annotation of a GenBank genome assembly